Penicillium brevicompactum is the source of this 366-nucleotide messenger RNA. RefSeq names its product CTAG/PCC1 family protein. The record is from RefSeq and is a predicted model, not a curated record. Lineage: Eukaryota; Fungi; Ascomycota; Eurotiomycetes; Eurotiales; Aspergillaceae. Gene Ontology annotation, cellular component: EKC/KEOPS complex. The transcript is spliced from 2 exons. Bases 1 to 366 code for a protein of 121 amino acids.
AUGGCUUCCGCGGCCCCCGCUAAUGCCGAGUUCCCCUACUCACUCACUAUCUGUCUGCCCCUGCCUACCAAUCGCCUAGCUUCGUCCGCGAUGCGCGCUUUGGGCGUUGACGCCGAACUAUCUCCUUUCGUACGACGGACCUUCUCCCUCGAGACCCCAGUCACUGAAGCGCCAUCCGAGCCACGCGAAAAGAAACAAAAACAAGACCCUGAGGAGUCUAAGACCGUGCUCAAAACUACAUACUCGGCUACGACCAACCGGAUGCUGCGUGUGUCCGUAAACGGGUUCAUGGAAAGUCUGGGCGUGGUGCUUGGGGUUAUGACCGAAUUGGACGUCGAUGUGCUCAAAGCCGAAAUGGAGGGUUGA